AUGCCGAUGUCCCGCUUUCUGGCGUCCACCUCCGUCACGGCCGGCACCUUGAGCCAUGAGAAACUCAGGAAGAGCCCGUUCUUCGCUGAGUGUGAUGGCUCCUUCUUGACCAGGUUGAUCAAAGACCUUUCCGUGGAGCUCUUCACGGCCAAUGAGAUCAUCGUAGAGCAGGGAGACCAUGCUGAGAAGAUGUACUAUCUCAUGAUGGGCGAGGUCGAGGUUCUUGUGGGCCACGACCGUGUGCGCGUGGCCAAGUUGCAGGAGGGUACUGUCUUCGGUGAGAUGGCCAUGUUCAACCACCUUGGCAACAGCUUUGCCCGGCGAUCGGCUACCAUCCGCGCAGUUGGCUUCUGCGACACACGGGUGAUCAACACGGACCGUUUUCAUGCAAUCUUGAAGUCGCACCCGAAAGAACGUGUACGCUUUGAGAAGAUUGCCCAGGAGAGAAAGGUGAAGCUCGAGAAGUCCAAGGCAUUUCUGCGUCCGGAGACCCAGAUCCGGCCGACUGCCCAAAGCACUGACGGGGCCUCUCAGGCAGUGAAGCUGAAGGCCUUGCUGGGCCGCCGGGCCAGCCUUCCGGUGGAUUGGGCCAACGUGAGAUCCAGGGAUUUGCAAGAGAAUGCGCAUGAAAUGAAGGACGAGCAAUCUUGGGGGCCGCGCCCUGUGGUCUCGGCGGUCAACUCCAGCUCGUUUACGAUGUCGUUAGCCACGACCCUGGACCCGCUGGGCACCCACCGAGUUCUGGCGGUGCCAGAGGGGCCACAAGUGCUUGCUGAGAAUGACAGUUCAAGUUCCAGUGACAGCAGUAGCGACUCAGGCUUGGACAUUGAAGAUGACAAGCCGCCAUCAUCAGCCAGGAGACCAAGUCGCUCGCAGAGCCCUGUGGUGCAAUGCCCAGAGGGCCGGCGGCCCCGAGUGGCAUCGCUGCUUUCAGCCGUCCGAGAGGUGGCCUCGCCCACGCCCAGCGAGAAAGCAACUGGAAGGCAGCUUCCAAAGCGGAGGAGGAGGAGGAGGUCAGGCACCUUAUCGCCGUUGAUUGAGCUGCAUGACCAGAAGCCGCACCUGCCUAAAGCCAUCACAAGGUUGGAAGGCUGGAAAGCAGUCUUGGUCACUCAGGAACGGACAGAGCCGCCCUUCGAGCGGAAGUCCUGUUUGAAGUCCGCACGCUCCGCACGAUCGCGGCGACGGACCUCACGGCCUGAAUGGACGAUGCGGUAG
Messenger RNA from Durusdinium trenchii, 1218 nucleotides. The record is from the annotation of a GenBank genome assembly. NCBI's taxonomy places the organism in Eukaryota, Dinophyceae, Suessiales, Symbiodiniaceae.